UAUGUUGGUGUAUCUCGACUUAGUAAAGCAUUUUUUAAAUUAUGAAGUUUCGGUCACACACCAAACAGGUGUUAUCUUUGAAUAAUAAGUAUUCUAUUGACUGCAGCUAGUUGAAUAUGUCGCUCUCAAGGCCUUUAUACUCGCUGUUCGGCAGCUAUCUGGAGCAGCUUUUCAAUCAUCCCGUUCGCACCAAAUGUCUAACGGCCUGUUUUCUAGCUACCUCGGCUAAUGUUACCUCGCAGCGCAUAUCAGGCGCCAAGACACUGAAUCAACACAGUGUCUUUGCCUAUGGCGUUUUUGGACUUAUCUUUGGAGGAACUGUUCCACACUAUUUCUAUCAGAUUGUCGAGCGUUUGUUCAGUCAUGAUCUGCGCUUUCGCAAAUUUUUCAUCUUCUUAUCCGAACGCUUUGCUUUUGCACCUCUGUAUCAGUUUCUUUCCCUAUACUUCCUUUCGAUCUUCGAGGGGAAUUCGCACGCCAAAGCCUUACAAAAUGUGGAGAAGCUGUACUGGCCUGUAUUGCGUGCCAAUUGGCAAUAUAUAUCGUUGUUAGUCUAUUUGAAUAUUGCCUACGUUCCACCGAUGUUCCGCUCAAUUAGUUCGGGGAUUAUCGCAUUUAUUUGGGCAGUUUAUCUGGCCCAGAAACGUCGUCGUCACCAGGAGAAACUGACUGCUGAAAAAUCUAAAUAAACACAUUCCAUACAGAAAAUUUAAAUCGUCGUUGGUAAUUGACAAUUUACAAAAAUCCUCGGUAAAAGUCUGAUAUUGGCUACUGCAAAAUAAUAAAACCCUGAUACAGCUUUGUAAAGUUUAUAUUAAUAAAUACCAGUUUUUUCAUAUGUUAUAUGAACUUUGAUAA
Molecule: messenger RNA, 858 nt
Organism: Drosophila nasuta
Lineage: Eukaryota; Metazoa; Arthropoda; Insecta; Diptera; Drosophilidae
Product: peroxisomal membrane protein 2
Exons: 4
Coding region: 117-689 (190 amino acids)
Cellular component (GO): cytoplasm; peroxisomal membrane
Source: RefSeq, a predicted model, not a curated record